Messenger RNA from Rangifer tarandus platyrhynchus (Svalbard reindeer), 357 nucleotides. The record is from the annotation of a GenBank genome assembly. Lineage: Eukaryota; Metazoa; Chordata; Mammalia; Artiodactyla; Cervidae.
AUGACAGCAGCCCCGAUGGCCCGGGUGAGGCUGGAGAAUGGGGGUUUACCAGAGGCUACCAUCCCCACCACAGAUGACAAAGCAGAAGUGCAAAGUCAGCACCCCUAUUUCAGCCAGACCCAAGCGAUGGCCCUGACCGUGGAGCCUGUGGAGGCAGGACUUCAGGCUGCCCCACAUCUCCAAGCUCCGGCCCACUGCUCCCUCCUGCACUCAGGUGGGGCCGCCGAGGUGUGUGUGCCCGGGGACCCCACGGUCAGCAGCAGGACCACGGACAGCUCCUGCGCCAAUUUAGUCCUGGCCCUGAUCCUCGCCUGGGAAAGGGAGUGCCGGUCUCCUCUCCAAGCCCACCUCCUCUAA